AUGGAGGAUGAUGAUGGUUACGCUAUCAUGACCCGGACGAAGAGGAUAAACUCAACCCAGCCAUCUCAGCUCAGGAGCCAAGGUUCUCCUCCCGGUCUCGACAGUUAUAAAGUUGCUGUGGGAAUCUUAGGGGCUGUGUGUGUCCUUCUGGUGUCGGCUGUGAUUGCUCAGAGUGUCUGGGGUUUCCAGGCCGGACAGGCCAGUUGCAGCGCACAAUUUGACGUUUGGCAGGCGGCCUUCGUGUCUCGUCUCAAGCAGAGUCUGUGUGACCCAGCCGGGAACGGCCCAGCAGGGGGCACCGGGUGCAAACUCUGCCCCAAGGACUGGCAGACGCACAACGGAAAGUGCUACUGGGAUUCUAAAAGGAGUCCGAUGUGGAACGAGAGCCAGAAAGACUGUGAAUCGAGGAAUUCACAAAUGCUUGUGAUCCGGGACCAAGAGGACAUGGAUUUCAUAAACAUGAUCACAGAAGGCACAAGCCACGUCUGGAUCGGCCUGAACAUCACGUCCCACACUGGGAACUGGACCUGGGUGGACGGCUCCCCUUUAAAUCAAACGCUGUUCCUGGUCUCGGGCCCUGUUGCCUCCAACAGCUGUGGGGUGGUAAAGGGGAACCGAAUCAACUCGGAAACCUGCAGCGCCGAAUUCAAGUGGAUUUGCCAGAAAGACGCUGUCGUGGUGUGAGGCAAAUGAGAACGUCAGUGCCCAGGA
Molecule: messenger RNA, 711 nt
Organism: Malaclemys terrapin pileata
Lineage: Eukaryota; Metazoa; Chordata; Testudines; Emydidae
Product: killer cell lectin-like receptor subfamily F member 1
Exons: 6
Coding region: 1-684 (227 amino acids)
Source: RefSeq, a predicted model, not a curated record